Lathyrus sativus (Indian pea) is the source of this 1125-nucleotide messenger RNA. The record is from the annotation of a GenBank genome assembly. Lineage: Eukaryota; Viridiplantae; Streptophyta; Magnoliopsida; Fabales; Fabaceae.
AUGGAUGAGGCUGUAGUCAAGCCAACAAUUGACAUUAUUGUUUGUGCUUCCAUGAACAAUCAUCACACUAGUGCUAAAAACAGUGAUGAUUCCAUUUCCAACCCAAAAACCAAACCAUCGCCAUUCUUAACUAAGAUCCAUGCAGGCUACUUUUUCAUCUGUCUUUCCUUUGGUGCUCAAGCUUUGCUAUGGAAGAGUUUAAGUGAACAUAACAAUGAAUCACAAACUCUAUGGCAUGGUUUUAACUUGAUGCCUUCUGUUGCUUAUCUACUACUUUGGUGUCUUGCAGUAUUCGUUGCAACUAUUCUAUCUUUUCUUUAUAUGCUCAAGUGUAUCUUGCACUUUAAUGCAGUGAAGGAUGAGUUUUCACAUCAUAUUGGAGUUAACUACAUGUAUACUCCUUGGAUUUCGUAUCUUCUCAUGCUUCAAUCGUCUCCGUCUUCCAUUGUUCCGCGAACUUGUUACUACGACUUUCUUUGUCUGGCCUUUUCUUUUGUUAUAUUUCUUCUUGAUGUAAAACUAUUCGGACAAUGGUUCACAACGGAAAAGAGGUUUCUGUCCGUGGUAGCAAACCCUGUUAACCUUGUUUCUGUUAUAGGCAACUUGGUGGCGGCUCAAGUCGCCACAGAAAUCGGUUGGAACGAGUGUGCAAUUUCAAUGUUUUCGCUAGGAAUGGUACAUUAUUUGGUUCUAUUCGUGACGCUGUAUCAGCGCCUAACAAGUAAUAAUCAGUUUCCUAUAGUUCUAAGGCCAGCUUAUUUCUUGUAUUUCGCUGCGCCAAGCAUGGCAAGUUUAGCUUGGAAAUCCAUCUCAGGUUCUUUUCUCAUUUCAUCAAAGAUGCUGUUCUUUCUCUCUUUGUUCCUUUUUCUUUCUCAGGCUUGCAGGCCAGGGCUGUUCAAGAAAACUAUAAAAAGGUUAAACGUUACAUGGUGGAUCUACUCAUUCCCUUUAACAUUCCUUGGUCUAGCUUGUGCUGAAUAUGCUCAUGAGGUGAAAACUAGCAUGGCCUCUGGUUUAAUGCUGCUGAUAUGUAUUGUGUCUGUUCUGGUUUUUGUUUUUCUGAUGCUAACUACUGUACUCAAAAUUGAGAAGCUGAUGAUGCAUAAAAAUGCACCCAGCAAAUGA